Dioscorea cayenensis subsp. rotundata (Guinea yam) is the source of this 548-nucleotide messenger RNA. RefSeq lists its product as uncharacterized. The transcript is spliced from 2 exons. The coding region runs from base 15 to 548 and encodes 177 amino acids. Lineage: Eukaryota; Viridiplantae; Streptophyta; Magnoliopsida; Dioscoreales; Dioscoreaceae. The record is from RefSeq and is a predicted model, not a curated record.
UAAACUGAAGAACAAUGAGCAGUGAGCAAGAAGAACAGCAAGUAAACCAAAGAAAGUCACUAAAAGUUCGAUCUCCGAUUAUACAACAGGAAGAACUACAGCAGAAAACCGGAUGUCGUCAAAGCAUUUCGAACAUCUAUUCUAUUAUCUCUGAAACAUGGUCUUUGCCUAAGCCUAAACUUCAACAACAGAUUGCGGAGCUUGAGGAGGAAGUACGACGACAAACAGAACUCAAGGUUUCUUACAAAUGUCAGCUUGAUAGAAUGCAAGAUUACCUAAUGCAUUGCUUGGAAAUUGCCCGAGAUAAUGGAUUUUUGGAUCGAGUUUCUGCUAUUGAUCAGCAAAACUAUUCUCUUAGUCCUGAGAUCAGACCAAGAGUUUCUGCAACUGUUAAUGAUCCUCAUUUAGCUGCCAUUACAUGUCAAGCAAUCCACAAUGGAUGGUCCAUUGAACCUCAUGAGGUAUGGAAAUGCUUGAAAAUUUUUUCUCUGAGAACUAACAGAUAUGUUCAUGCUGAAAUCCCUGAGAAUUUGAGGAUGAAUUCAUGA